Molecule: messenger RNA, 4687 nt
Organism: Neoarius graeffei (lesser salmon catfish)
Lineage: Eukaryota; Metazoa; Chordata; Actinopteri; Siluriformes; Ariidae
Gene: b4galnt3b
Product: beta-1,4-N-acetyl-galactosaminyl transferase 3b
Exons: 20
Coding region: 216-3134 (972 amino acids)
Cellular component (GO): Golgi cisterna membrane
Molecular function (GO): acetylgalactosaminyltransferase activity
Source: RefSeq, a predicted model, not a curated record
GUAGGGGCACCGACACGCUGUCUCUGCGCUCGCGCCCAUGUGAGGACUGGAAUGAAGCCCCGGCGGGACUCGGGGUGAUCGCGGCGCUCCUCAGGAGGGACAGGAACAGGCCGCGGGUGCGGCGCCGGUGCGCGGGGACAUCAUGACACUUUCAGAGACCGAGUGACCGCAGGGAGGAACCCGAACCGAGCCGAGCCGAGCCGCGCCGCGGGACAAUGAUGCCGUUUUUCCCGCUGAGGAAAAUCAGGCGAAACGGAACAUACCUGCUGUUCGGGGCGGUGCUGGUGGUCAUGGGGGUCGCGGGGUAUCUGGAAUACGUGGCCACGAACCUGUGGCAUCAUGUCGGUGGCAGUCAGCAGAACGACCAAACAGCCUGUGGAAAGCAUCUAAACAGAGACAGCUUUUCUAACGAGGACAUUGUCUGGUCCUCCAAAUACGUCCCUCAACCCUGGAGCCCAGAGUAUAAAGGACAAGCGAAUCUUCAUGUCUUUGAGGACUGGUGUGGAACCUCCAUUACAAGCCUCAGGAAGAACCCACACUAUCCCCUGUACCCUCACUCUCGUAUCACAGUGAAGAAACUCGCCGUGGCUCCAAACUGGAACAGUUACGGCCUCAGGAUCUUUGGCUACAUCCACCCGUCCACCAGCGGUGAGUUUCUUUUCGCAGUGGCGUCCAGUGAUAACUGUGAGUUCUGGCUCAGUCAGGACGAGAACCCGGAGAACCUGCGACUUCGGGCUUAUGUUGGAAAGACUGGUGAGGAAUGGACCGCUCCGGGAGAAUACAGCAAAUACACCAGUCAAAUAUCCAAACCAGUCAUACUUCAGCAGCAGAAAAGGUUUUACUUUGAGCUGCUCCACAAACACAACAAUCACGGCACCGACCAUGUGGAGGUCGCGUGGAGACUCAAUAAGGCUGGAACACUGUUUGAACUUAUUGAUUCCAACUCGCUGUCUCUUUACACUGCUGAGUCCUCCCUGAAGAUGAGUGAUGUCAGUCACAUUCCUCAGACGGCUGCUAGUCACGUAGCCCCGCCUCUGGAAAAAGGCCGAGCUCCACACCACAGGGCAGAGAUGCUGAAAGAAGAUCCUCGUGACACCUUUUUUAAAACACCUUUAUUGGACAGGUCCCGAUUUCAGAGUUUGUUACCAGAAUGUUCCUAUAGACCCAGUUACACAGUUAAAGGCAAGCUGGUCACCCGAUAUCAGGGCUUACAGUUUGUCCACUUGUCUUACGUUUACCCCAAUGACUACACACGGCUCACACACAUGGAGAACAGCAACAUGUGUUUCUACCAGAUAAGACCUUACUAUUUUGAGAUGUACGGCUUUUCACAUUACCUGAGACUGGACCAGCCAGAGGAAAAUGACGUGGUGUACAGAGACGGCGGUGAUCCCAGAGCAGGAUGGAAUGACUUCAGAGUGAUGGAGCGAGCAGGAUGGGAUAAAGAAAUACGAGACAAGGAAGAAAUUGACAACAUUGAUGAGUACAAUCUGCACCAACAGAGGAAACUCUUAUCUAACUCGCUGAAGAAGAAAAGCUCGAGGAGGAGAAGAAGGACAAAUAAGCAAGAUAUGAACAGAAGAGAGCUGGUGCAGCAGGAGAACCUGGCACGAGAUAAUGACUUGGUACCAGAGAACAAGAACCGAGAUAAACUGCAAAAACGAAACAAAAUGGCUGACAAGAACCAGCAGAUUGGAUGGAAGGAUGAAAUUCCUGUUCAGAAAGAAGAUAAAGAACCUGUUGGUCAGGUGAAUUCUACGAAGCUAGAAGAUAAAGCUCCAGUCCAGGAUCAGAGGUCACGAGCAGAACUGCAUGUUAUUAACAGACUGAACAAUGACACGGGAAAUAUUUUUCUUUCCACAUCAAAGCACAAGAACCCUCAUCCUCGUGAAGAACGUUUCAUCAGUCAGAAACGUCCUCAUGACAUCGUUCAUGACAAGAUCCACCAGGACAAAUCCGUCAACACUGAUAAAGGCGGAGACUUUGUAAAUAGGGGUGGAGCCAUGACACAUAAAAACCUGACUGACGCCGGCGCACAGCUGUGGGUGAUGUACGGAGACUCGGAGACAGAGGCCGAGGUCACCAGCAUGUCUGCGUACGACCCUGAGAUCAGAUGGAAUCGGACGUUUCAGGUCGGUCAGAUAGACUUUCAGAUGCUGAGGGAUGAUUGGAUAGACCUGAACUGUAACGUGAGUGGAAAUCUGCUGAUCAGCCAAUCAGAAGCCACGGCUGUGGUGCAGGCUUUUAUGGAGGAACUCGAGCUGAAGUAUCCCAGUCAGUUCUCUUUGCAGCGUAUAAUCAAUGUCGAGAAGCGAAUGGAUCCGGGUCGGGGGAAUCGAUAUCUCCUCGAGUUGGACCUGAUGGAGUCUUCAGGACAUCGAGUUCGUCUCGUUCACUACAUUUACGUGCUGAAGUGGAGGAACGUCCAGCAGCCGAGUGUGAACAGUGAGCUGCUGCUGUGUAACCCACGCAACUUCCUGUGGAACCCUGACGCUACUAUACACAUCAUCCUACCAGUGAAGAACCAGGCUCGUUGGGUGCAGAAGUUCAUCACGGACAUGGAGGAGCUUCACCGCGUCACAGGAGAUGACAACGUUAACAUCAUCAUCACCGAUUACUCCAGCACUGAUAUGGAUAUAGAACAGGCUCUGAAGAACUCUCACCUCCCCAGGGCUCAGUACGUCAGACUGACGGGAGACUUUGAGAGAUCAGCGGGUCUUCAGGCUGGAAUCGACCUAGUCACCGAUGAUCACAGCAUCGUGUUCCUGUGUGACCUGCACCUCCACUUCCCGCUGGGGUUAUUCGACUCGGUGAGGAAACACUGUGUUGAAGGAUACAUGGCGUUCGCUCCUUUAGUGAUGAGGCUUAACUGUGGAGCGACGCCUCAGGAACCUGAUGGUUACUGGGAGGUGAACGGUUUUGGUUUGCUGGCUAUUUAUAAAUCUGACCUGGGCACUGUAGGAGGUAUGAACACCAGAGAAUUCACGAACCGCUGGGGAGGAGAGGACUGGGAGCUCCUGGACAGGAUCGUGGAGGCGGGGUUAGAGGUGGAGCGUCUGCACUUGAGGAAUUUCUUCCACUAUCACCACUCCAGACGUGGCAUGUGGAACCGCAAAACAGGACGGAACACGUAGAUCUGGCAAUCCUACUUCCUCUAAAACUGACACUCCCUGUGGGGUUUUAACCCACCUUCACCUUCAGCGGGUGUGUCGCAACUGUGGGUGGAGCUAUGGGACAAUGCUGAGGUUUGACUGGUUGAUCUUCAGUGGUCAUCACUCACAGGAUUUACAACCCCACAUCAGUGAUUUCUAAAUGCACUUUUAGAGUUACACCCAUGGGGGCGGAGUUUGCCUAUAAUGGAGGCGUGUCUCAGUUACGCCUGAUUCUGAUCUUAAACUCAAGCAUAAUGUUCUUGCGUGAUCUCUCGUGGCUCGAGUGCGGAGCAGGGUGCAGGGUUAAACCCAGGAGUUUGAUGUCGCCACAAAACGUCACGCUGAAAUGUAUAUUUUGGCUGUAAAUCCACUCAGCGAUCUUAAAGACAGACAUCACAGUAUCAUCCCUUUAGAGUCCUGAGGACAUCAGAGGAGAUCUUACCUUCAUCAGACACAUGGACGAGUGUUUGGUGUUUUAUCGUUGGUUGUGUGUUAAACUGUAAAUGAAAGCAUUAUUACUAUACAGGGAAAAGUUUACUCAGGAAAAUUAAACCAAAACCAUAUCAGCUUUAAAGUGCCUUUAAUUUUUAAUUCUAAACAGGGAAAAGAAAUGCAACAGGAACAUUUGGAUAUUGGAUAAACCGCUGAUCUGAAGUUAUUACCCAGGAUGCAGUGUUUUUAUGCCAAUUAUGCAAAUUUAAAUGCAAUCUUUUUAUAUCUACGGGAAAAGUGUGAUGUGGCGAAUGUGCUGUAAUUUACGGAAGCCGAGGAUGGACGCACUUACAAUAUUCUUUUUCUUCUGUUUUUUUUAUGACGUGAUCACAAGUUAAUUAUUAAUGAGCCAUUUUAUUUUUCUUUAUUAAUUAUUUAUUCAUUUUGUUUAAUGUAAUUAUGGCACUCCUGAUCUCAUGAACAUAAAUAGACCGAAUAAAAGGAAACGACCUUUUGUUUUCUGGUGAUAAUGAAAUAAAUAAUUAAUAAUAUAAUUAACUCCUGAUCUUGAGAAACCGCGUUGUCCUUCUCAGCUUCCAUAAUAAUCGAUGUUUGUUUAUGUGUGGAAUAUUUUUGACUCUGGGAUUUGGAAUUAAAUUUUGAACGUGUAUAUAAAGUUGUGAAAUUUGAUUCAGCCAAUUGAGUUACUCUGCUGUGUGAUAUUUGAAUUUGCACUUAAAACAUAUUUUUAAAUAAAUAAAAUCCAUUUUAAAAUUAUUAAAUAAUUUGGAAGCACAAUACAUUUCAAAUACAAGCAAAUAAAUUCAUAUUAAAAAUCAUAUUCAACAAUGUGAACACUUGUAUUUCUAUAUUUCACUACAUUUUAAUGUAAAUUUGAUUUGAACCUUGAAAAAGGACAAGCAAGAAAAAAACACUUUAGGUUUGAGGGAUUUUGCUGCUCUCGUCUCAUAAAUGACUUUUUUAUUUUAAUUUUAUGGUAAAUGUUUGUAUGUAUAUAUUUGUAUAUACCGUACUGUAUGUAUGGAGGUCUCUUGUAAUUUUUUAUUUAAAUAAAGGCAAUAUCUGGUUAAAUAAAACCAUAA